UGAGGUAGAUGUCUGACGGAUAAUGUGUGUUGUUGCCGUGUGUACAGAGAUAAAUUUGAGACAUAAUGCAAGAAGAUACGUUUCCUGCUGCCGAGAGGAUUUUGGCAGAUAUUGAGAAUGUGUUCAAGAGAGAUCCAAAGCUGAAAGAAUUCGACAUAAUUCCUGUUACUGUCAACCACAACAAGUCGCCGCUUCAUCACGUGGAACACUGUUUAGCACUUGAAUCGUGGUGCGUGCGUCAUGUGUACUGCUAUGCGUAUCAUCGCCUCCUGGAUACGCGACAUUUCCGGCAUCGAAGAGCAGAUCCAGAAGUGACAUCAAGACUGCUACUUGGAGCCCUUUUACUUAAUCCUGAUGUGUCUACAUUCUGGAACAUGAGAAAAGAGUUGGUUCAGUCAGGGCGUUUGGAUGUUCAGUCUGAAUUGCAUUUCACUGUUGUUAUAUUAUCUCGGAAGCCAAAAAGUGCAGAAGCAUUCUCAUACCGCAGGUACCUGUUGGAGAAAUUAUUGACAACAGGUGUAGACAAGAUACACUUACUGGAAGAGGAGUUGCAAGUGUGUGCAGUAGCAGCAGAUCGAUAUGCUGGAAACUAUCAUGCCUGGCAACACCGAACAUGGAGUAUGAUGAGACUUGCAGAAACUGAUCAGUUGUGGUUGAAGGAGUGGCAGUGGUCAGAAGGCUGGAUGUCUCUUCACAUAUCUGAUUACAGUGGAUUACAUUAUAGACAGUUUUUACUGCGUCACUUGCUGGGAGAUGGAAAUGCAGGUAUUGCAGCAUGUACAGAAAUAAUCACUUCUGAACUGGAAAGCAGUACAGAUCUUAUUACAAGGUAUCCAAGUCAUGAGGCACUGUGGAACUAUCGAAGAUCAGUUUUGACGUGUGCUAAAGAAUAUCUCCCAAAAUUUGACUCUUAUCCAGAUGCUGCAGCCCUCACAGCAUCUGUAAAUGGGAAGUGUGUUCCUGAGAAUGGUUUUGAAUGUGGGACAGUUUUUAAACCUGAAGAAUUUUGGAAGAGAAUUGUACUACAAGAACAUCAUUUUGUGGAAAGGUGUAAGAUGACAGACAAACAAUUUGUACUUCGUCACUUACACUGGAUGCUCAAAGCUCUUGGAGUUAACUUGGAAGAAGGAUGAGAAGAUAAGAAUAAUACACUAAAUUCAAGUACAAAAUUUAGUCCUUCUGCUCAAGACGUCCUGCACAUUACAGUUGUGGGCUUGAUGCUGCAGAGUCUUUAAUUCACUGACCAUCACUUUAGUCAUUGUGAGGAUUAUUGUUUGUGAAGUUGGAGGAGCAAUGAUUCACAGCUUGUUAAAAGCAGAAUGGUGCCUUAUUAUUUUUGGUUUGAUAAGAAUGAGUAAAUUGUACUGCAGCUGCCAUGCUGCCAUCCAAUUCAGUGGUAGCGCACACGCGUGCCGCCCCCCCCCCCCC
Messenger RNA from Schistocerca americana (American grasshopper), 1428 nucleotides. It is a transcript of the gene temp, whose product is annotated as protein prenyltransferase alpha subunit repeat-containing protein 1. Gene Ontology annotation, molecular function: protein prenyltransferase activity. NCBI's taxonomy places the organism in Eukaryota, Metazoa, Arthropoda, Insecta, Orthoptera, Acrididae. The transcript is spliced from 5 exons. The record is from RefSeq and is a predicted model, not a curated record. Gene Ontology annotation, cellular component: cytoplasm. Gene Ontology annotation, biological process: protein prenylation. Bases 66 to 1133 code for a protein of 355 amino acids.